UUCAGUGGGGAAGGGCGGAUCUUGAUGAUAGUGAAGCCGGUGAACGUCUGUGUUGGGCUUUACCAUCCGCCUUCAUCUGCCAUGGAUAGUCAGGGCAGGAAAGUUCUUGUUUGUGAUAAUGGAACAGGGUUCGUGAAAUGUGGUUAUGCUGGGUCAAAUUUCCCAGCUCAUAUAUUUCCAUCGUUGGUUGGACGACCGAUGAUUAGAUCAUCUCAAAAAGUUGGGGACAUUGAAGUGAAGGAUCUUAUGAUUGGUGAUGAAGCCAGCAAAUUACGAUCGAUGUUGGAAGUUGUGUAUCCUAUGGAAAAUGGAAUUGUUCGUAAUUGGGAUGACAUGGCCCAUAUAUGGGAUUAUACUUUUGGACAGAGUAAAUUAAAUGUGAAUACCAGAGAAUGUAAAGUAUUACUAACUGAGCCUCCAAUGAAUCCAACUAAAAACAGAGAGAGGAUGAUAGAGAUGAUGUUUGAAAAAUAUCAAGUAGCUGGAUGCUACAUUGCUGUUCAAGCUGUACUUACACUUUAUGCACAAGGACUUCUUACCGGUGUUGUGGUAGACUCAGGAGAUGGCGUUACUCAUAUCUGUCCAGUUUAUGAAGGCUUCUCUCUUCCACAUCUUACAAGACGUCUAGACAUUGCGGGUAGAGACAUCACAAGAUACCUUAUAAAAUUGCUGCUUUUACGUGGCUAUGCUUUUAAUCAUUCUGCUGAUUUUGAAACCGUACGAAUGCUCAAAGAAGAUCUCUGUUUUGUUGCAUAUAAUGUUGAACAAGAACAAAAACUUGCCUUAGAAACAACAGUUUUGGUUGAAUCAUACACACUUCCAGAUGGAAGAGUUGUUAAAGUUGGUGGCGAAAGGUUUGAAGCCCCAGAAGCAUUAUUUCAACCUCAUUUGAUUAACGUUGAUGGUGUUGGUGUUGCCGAGUUACUCUUCAAUACUAUACAGGCAGCUGAUAUAGAUACCCGAGCAGACCUUUACAAACACAUAGUACUGUCAGGAGGUUCUACUAUGUAUCCAGGAUUACCAUCAAGGCUUGAAAGGGAGGUAAAACAACUUUAUUUAGAAAGAGUUCUCAAAGGAGUUACAGACAAACUAUCGAAAUUCAAAAUAAGGAUAGAAGACCCUCCACGGCGUAAACACAUGGUGUUUUUAGGUGGUGCUGUCUUAGCUGAUAUUAUGAAAGAUAAAGACUCAUUCUGGAUGUCAAGACAAGAAUAUGAAGAAAAAGGACUAAAAUGUUUAGAAAAACUUGGGGUGAAGACAUAAGUUAACAUGUUUACAGAGGGAUUGGGGGGGGGGGUGGAGUUUUUGUAAAUGCCAAAAUAUUUUACUAGAAUGAAUUAGAAUUGAUUUAAUAGCAUUGAUUGCUAAGCUUUAUUUACAGAAGAUAGAUGAGUGGGAAUGGGAGGAAGGGAGGUCUUUUGCCACCAGAAAAUAUCACAUCUCUACUUUCAUUAUAAUCUCAUCUUAAUUUAUGUUUUAUUCUCUGGUAGCAGUGACUUUCCCAAACUACCUAGAGGGGCUUUUUUUCUUGUGCAGAAAAUGACUUUACCAUAUUAUGGAAAUAUUAUAAAAUUUUGAAUCUAGAUUUGAUUAUCUGAUAGUAUAGAGCAAACAAGAUUGUUGAAAAUUGCAUGUAUUGAUUUUAUGUGCAUAAUUUACGUAUUACUGUAUUGGCUCCCCUAGUUUGGCAUCUAGAAUCAACUCAAUUUAAUACAUGUAGUGAAUAGAGAAUUCCUACAAUAUGGAGAUUAUCAAUUUAUUUUACUAGAGCAGUGUACAGAUUCUUUAUACAUUUUGGUUUUAAGGAAAUUCAGUUAGGGUUUUGGUUGAAUAGUUAUAUUUCUGAAGUGGUCAAAUUUACCAUUGAUAUGAUGUAUUUCUUAACUCCUCUCAUGCUAUUAC
Molecule: messenger RNA, 1902 nt
Organism: Saccoglossus kowalevskii
Lineage: Eukaryota; Metazoa; Hemichordata; Enteropneusta; Harrimaniidae
Product: actin-related protein 2-B
Source: RefSeq, a predicted model, not a curated record